Messenger RNA from Anoplophora glabripennis (Asian longhorned beetle), 2104 nucleotides. Its product is annotated as nose resistant to fluoxetine protein 6-like. Bases 1 to 2055 code for a protein of 684 amino acids. Gene Ontology annotation, molecular function: acyltransferase activity, transferring groups other than amino-acyl groups. The transcript has 11 exons. Lineage: Eukaryota; Metazoa; Arthropoda; Insecta; Coleoptera; Cerambycidae. The record is from RefSeq and is a predicted model, not a curated record.
AUGGAAUUAUUUAUCCCGACGUUGAAUUCUGAAAACCAAAGGUGCCGGGAACAUAGCCAGUAUUACUUGCGGGAGCUGAAAAAUUUCAGGCUGUGGGCUACUGAAAUGUUUGAUGCUACAGCAAAAUUUCCCAGUGGCGUACUGCACGGUUCCAUUUACAGUUUGGGCAACUUCGACCAGUGCAUUGAAGUGAGAGUGCCUUAUAGGGAAGAGUUUACCGGAAAAUAUUGCUUGGCCAAAUUUACGGUGAAACCUCCUGAUUAUUUAGGCCUCAAUCACGAUAUAGAUUACGUCCGUGAUAAUUAUGAAGAGUAUUUUAACAUCUCCACUUGGGAAAAGAUCACAGUAUUCUCCCAAGACGUGUCAAAAGGAUCAAGAAACGAUCUGUAUUUGUCAUUUUGCUUGCCAUCUUCAUGUACCAAUAAAGAUUUGGAAAACUCUUUGGAAAGACUAAUCAUUAAUUACGACAGCAUCAUCGACUUUGAGGUGACUGUGGAUGUAGACGAAAGAAGUUGUCAAGUUGUGGAAAAACUGCGUUUCACUACCGCUGAUAUUGUUUUCAUUGCUAUCAUUACUAUAUUCGUAGUAAUAGUUAUAUUUGCUUCUGUAUAUCAUUUGGCAACAGAAAUGGACAACAUGGACCAUUACAAAGUUUCUCGUAAAUUUCAUAAAAUAAUCAUGUGCUUUUCGUUUCCGCAUAAUAUGAAAAAGUUGGCAUCUAAAAGUACGAAUGAAGAUGGACUGGAUUGCAUAUCUGGACUGAAAACCUUGUCAAUGUGUUUUAUAAUAAUGGGGCACAGAUGUAUGUUCACUUUUGGUUCUCCGAUGACGAACCCAAAGUUUAUAGAAGAGAUGUAUACCAGAGUAGAAGCAACGGUAUUCCUAAAUGGACCCAUAAUAGUCGAUACGUUUUUUGUAAUUUCUGGGUUUCUAGCGACGUAUCUGAUUAUACACUUUUUCGAAAAACACAAAUUUAAUGCGAACAUACUCAUGAUUUAUCUUCACAGAAUAAUUAGGAUGCUGCCAGCGUAUGUCAUAGUUCUGGCAUUUUACUGCACCUUGUUCGUCAAGAUUGGGUCUGGACCGUUUUGGCAGGAAAGGGUGGGAUUGGAACAAGAAAGGUGUCUGCAAAGUUGGUGGACGAACUUGUUACAUAUAAACAAUUACGCAAUGGUUGACAAACUAUGUAUGUUUCAAUCUUGGUACCUGACAUGUGACAUGCAUUAUUUUCUUUGCGUGCCUCUACUUGUUUGGCUAUUACGAAAAAAACCAACAGCCGGCAUAUUAACCGUAGCCAGCCUAAUCAUCUCGUCUAUCUUCGCCGUUUUUGUUACUGUUUACGUUAAUAAUGAAGAUGGAAUCCUGCUUCUCUAUAUAAAGUUGCUUAAGGACCCAGUUCUAAAUAAAACAUUUAGGAACAUUUACAUACCCUCGCAUUUGAGAGCCAGUCCUUACCUUCUAGGGAUAAUAACAGCGUAUAUAAAAUACCAAAUGAAAAUUACCAACUACAAAAUGCCCAAACAUGUUUUAUACGUUGGGUGGAUGAUGUGUGUGGUUGUCGUUUCCAUAACAGUGUACACUGCGUUUGUGUUUUACAUACCUGGUUACCCUCACGACACGAUUUUUUCCGCUUUCUACGCUUCAUUGCAUCACUUUACGUUCAGCCUUUGCAUGUCUUGGAUUAUCAUUGCAGUUUCAUCAGGGAAUGGAGCCUGGAUCGAACCAAUUCUUUCAUGGAAACCCCUAAUAUUCUUAAGCAGAAUAACUUAUACUGCAUUUUUAUCACACGGUGCAGUACAAAUAACCACCUCUGCUAUUAUGAGGGUUCCUAGAUAUGUUGGAGUGUUUAAUAUUUUAUACGACACUUGCGGCGAUAUAGUUGUUUCAUACGUUAUUGGUUUCAUUUUAACGAUGUACUUCGAGGCUCCGAUCAUAGGAUUGGAAAAGAUCAUCUUUAAGAGAGAAGACAAGACUUAUAUUUCAAAAGCAGUAGCAAAAAGCAAGAUUUCUGAAACAGUGGUUAUAAGUGUACCAAAAAUUAAGGCAAUUAGUUGAUAGGAUGACCAAUAAUAGCACUUUUCAUACAGAUGUAUGAAAUAUUUUG